AUGAUCUCAUUGAAAACUCAGGGCCGAAUUAACCUGCCUAAAGUCACAUCAGAACCACCACACUGUACAACUCCAGGAAGCGACGUCUGCAUUGUGUUUGAUGGGGACGCCGUCCCUAGCACAACAGGAAUGGAGCUGUGCAAUGAGGCGGUGUGGGUCACACCACUAUUAACAUUGGGCUUGGAAUCAGGCCGCAGCCUCGCCGCGCCCGCCACCUCCGGACCACGGACCCCCCGCAAAGUGAGCGAGCUUCCAGCCUCCAUGAAAACGUGCAAGCAGGACCCAAGCGUUCUGCACACCGAGGAAAUGCGCUUCCUGAGGAAGUGGGUGGAGAGCCGCAGCGGUGAGAGGCCCGCGUACCGCAAAAAGAAAAAAGAAAAAAAGAAGGUGGAGGAAAACAUAAAGACAGAUGAACCAUCAAGUGAGGAAAGUGAUCUAGAAAUUGACAAUGAAGGUGUGACUGAACCAGACACUGAUGCCCCUCAAGAAAUGGGAGAUAAAAGUGUAGAGAUAACUGAGGAGAUGAUGGAUCAGGCAAAUGAUAAAGUAGCUGCCACUGAUGCCCUAAAUGAUGGUGAACUACAGAAAGCCAUUGACUUGUUCACAGAUGCCAUCAAGCUAAAUCCUCGUUUGGCCAUUCUGUAUGGCAAAAGAGCAAGUGUCUUCAUCAAAUUACACAAGCCAAACGCUGCCAUCCGAGACUGUGACAGAGCUAUUGAAAUAAAUCCUGAUUCAGCUCAGCCAUACAAGUGGCGAGCGAAAGCACACAGACUUUGGGGCCAUAGGGAAGAAGCUGCCCAUGAUCUAGCCCUUGCCUGUAAGCCGAAUUAUGAUGAAGAUGCUAGUGCAAUGCUGAAAGAAGUUCAACCCAGGGCCCAGAAAAUUGCUGAACAUGGGAAAAAGUAUGAGCAAAAACGUGAAGAACGAGAGAUCAAAGAAACAGAAAGGGUCAAGAAGGCUUGGGAAGAACAUGCGAGAGCCCAGAGGGAGGAAGAAGCCAGAUGACAAUCAGGGGCUCAGUACGGCUCUUUUCCGGGUGGCUUUCCAGGCAGAAUGCCUGGAAUGGGAGGGGGCAUGCCUGGAAUGGCAGGAAUGCCUGGGCUCAAUGAAAUUCUUAGUGAUCCAGAAGUUCUCGCAGCCAUGCAGAAUCCAGAAGUUAUGGUGGCCUUCCAGGAUGUGGCUCAGAACCCGGCAAACGAAAAAUACCAGAGCAACUCAAAGGGUAUGAAUCUCAUCCAUAAAUUGUCGGCCAAAUUUGGAGGUCAAACAUAA
Messenger RNA from Kogia breviceps (pygmy sperm whale), 1272 nucleotides. Lineage: Eukaryota; Metazoa; Chordata; Mammalia; Artiodactyla; Physeteridae. The record is from RefSeq and is a predicted model, not a curated record.